This is a messenger RNA of Cuscuta campestris, 4085 nucleotides long. The record is from the annotation of a GenBank genome assembly. NCBI's taxonomy places the organism in Eukaryota, Viridiplantae, Streptophyta, Magnoliopsida, Solanales, Convolvulaceae.
ACAUCCUCCUCAGGUCUUCCUAAACCGCACCCAGGCAGCAGGCAGGGGAAUCAGCAGUGGUUUAAGGGUUAAUGAAGAUGAAAAAAACUCGGGACUGAGCAGUCUGGGCGAAGCAGGGGUGAGAAGAACAAAGAAGCCGGGAAGCGAAGAAGUGCAAAAGGAGAGAAAUUAGGGCAGGAAGAGCUCAAAUCUCUGGGAUGUGCUGUUCUGCAUUUUUCAUCGCUGCCAAAGCCUAAAGAAGAACGAGGACUUCAUUUGGGAGGGAACUAUACGGGGAAUAGAUACUGAAGUGACUGAUAUUGCUGAAGCUCACAGUUCCAAUGGCUCCUGUGUUACGCGUAAAAGUUCUUCGGAAGAAAUCCGAGAGGCUUGAGCGGAAAAGGUGGCAGAAAUAUGUGGUGAUAUCAGAAAAGAUUCCAUCCAUAGAAGAUGUGUUGGACGGUGUUUAUAUGUCCCUACGCCCUAAGCCGAGUGAUUAUGAAGUUCGAAGAGCUCUGGUUUUUGUCUUCAAUGAAAUGGCCAAGGACAUCUAUGGCCCUGGUAUCGAUGCCCCUGUCGUGGAGGAGUUUGGAUCUUUCUUAAUGGAUUUAUUCACCACUAAAAGUGAUCUAGAUAUAUCUGUUAAUUUUGGGAACAAUGAGGUUCAGUUUUCACGCGAGAAGAAGAUUCAAAAACUCAGGAAGUUUGCAAAGAAGUUAUAUGCACUGCAACGAGAAGGGCACGUUUAUGGUGUUCAUCCAAUAACUACUGCCAAUGUGCCUAUCCUUAAGGUCGUUGACCGUGGAACUAGAAUUGAGUGUGAUAUAUCAAUUGAAAACAGGGAUGGAGUCUUAAAGUCUAAGAUAGUUCAUAUGAUUUGUUCAAUUGAUGAAAGGUUUGGGAAGCUAAGCUUCCUGAUGAAGGCAUGGGCAAAAGCACAAAACAUCAACAGUUCAAAGUUCAAAACCCUUAACUCACUGUCUAUAAUACUUUUGGUUGCUUUUCAUCUGCAGACCCGAAAUCCUCCUAUUUUGCCACCUUUUUCUGCCAUAUACAAAGAUGGAGCUGACCUCGCAGCAGUUGAAAAGUUAGUGCAUAACCUUGCAAAUUAUGGAAAGAGCAAUAAAGAAUCAGUCGCUGAAUUGUUCAUGACCCUUUUAAACAAGUUAUUGGCAGUGGAGAAUCUCUGGUGCAAGGGAAUCUGUGCGAGCACUUAUGAAGGAUCUUGGUUAUCAAAAACAUGGGACUUUAAAGUUGCCUGUAUUAGUGUUGAGGAUUUCACUGACCGGUCUCAAAAUGUUGCAAGGGCAGUUGGAGUGAAAGAAGUGAAAAAGAUAUAUAAGUGCAUUCAUAACUCAAGCCAACACAUUUCUGCUUUCAUGGAGGGCAAAAUUGAGGGGUCUACUCUAAAAGAAUAUCUGUUUGGCCGAAGUGGUCUGUCCACUUCAGCGAAGGGAGAGGGGACUAAAAAUGCCAAUAAAAAUGGGAGAAGACAUAACAAGGAGGUGGCUGUUAAAGAAAGCCAGCAAACGAUUCCCCCUAAACCUGCUUUGGCUGGAUGGGAUAGUUCUCCAUCAGGAAAUUUGGGACCAUCAGCUGCAAAAGUUUGGGGCGAUUCCACAUCUGGAAGUUGGGAAAAAUCAGUGCUUGACCGUUGGGGAGGAUCAACAACAUCUGAAAGUUCAGAGAAACCGACUGCCAAGGGUUGGGGAGGAUCAACAACACCAGAAAGUUGGGGUAAAUCAACAGUGGAUGUUUGGGGAGGAUCAACAACAUCAGGAAAUUUAGAGAAGCCAACUGUCAAAGGAUGGGGAGUAUCAACAACAUCUGGAAAUUCAGAGAAUUUGAUUUUAGAGAAAACGAGUGCCAAAGGUUGGGAAGGAUCAACAACAUCAAGAAGUUGGGGAAAAUCAACGGUGGGUGUUUGGGGAGGAUCAACUUCAUGGAGUAUAGAGAAACUGAAUGCCAAUGGUUGGGGAGGAUCCCAUUCACAAAGUUGGGGAAAACCAGUGACUGGUGUUUGGGGAGGAUCCCAAACACAAGAUUGUGGAAAACCAGCGGCUGAUGUUUGGGGAGGAUCGCAUUCAAAAAGUUGGGGAAAACCAGCAUAUGAUGUUUGGGGAGGAUCGUCAACAUUUGGAAGAUCAGAGAAGCCGACUGCCAACGGUUGGAGAGGAUCACAGUCAACAAGUUGGGGAAAACCAUCAUUAAAUGCUUGGGGGGGAUCAACAUCAGAAAGUUUGGAAAAACAAACUGCCAAAGGUUGGGAAGGAUCUCUAUCAAGAAGUUGGGGAAAAGCAACGGUGAAUGGUUGGGGAGGAUCAACAACUUCAGGAAGUUUAGAGAAACAGACUGCCAAAGGUUGGGUAGGAUCACAAUCAACAAGUUGGGGGAAACCAACUGUAGAUGUUGGAGGAGGAUCAAUAACAUCAGGAAGUUUAGAGCAAUCGAGUUUAGAGAAGCCUGCUACAAGUGGUUGGGAAGGAUCACAGUCCAAAAGUUUGGGAAAACCAGUAGUAAAUGUUUGGGGGGAAUCGGCACCAGGAAAUUCAGAGAAGCCUACUGCCAAAGGCUGGGGAGGAUCACAAUCAAGAAGUUGGGAAAAGCCAGUAGUGAAUGUUUGGAGAGGUUCAACAUCAGGAAGUUUAGAGAAACCGACUGCCAAAAGUUGGCGAGGAUCAACUUCAGAAAGUUUAGGCAAACCAACCGCCAAAGAUUGUGGAGGAUCAAAAUCAAGAAACUGGGGAAAACCAAAGGUGACUACCAGAAGUUGGGGAAAUUGGGGAGGAUCAACAUCAGAAAGUUCAGAGAAACCAACUGGCAAAGGGUGCGGAAGACCACAAUCAAGAAGCCAGGGAAAACCAACAGUAGAUGGUUGGAGAGGAUCAACAGCAUCAGGAAGUUCAGAGAAACUGACUGCCAAGGGUUGGGGAGGAUCGCAACCAACAAGUUGGGAAAACCCAGCUGUGGAUGUUGGGGGAGGAUCAACAACAUCAGGGAGUUUAGGGAAACAAACGGUCAAAGGUUGGGAAGGAUCAAAAUCAAUAAGUUGGGAAAAGCCAACGGUGGAUGUUGGGGGAGGAUCGCAACCAACAAGUUGGGAAAAACCAGCUGUGGAUGUUGGGGGAGGAUCAACAACAUCAGGGAGUUUAGGGAAACAAACGGUCAAAGGUUGGGAAGGAUCAAAAUCAAUAAGUUGGGAAAAGACGACGGUGGAUGCUGGGGGAGGAUCACAACCAACAAGUUGGGAAAAAGUAACAGUCGAUGUUCGGGGAGGAUCAACAACAUCACGAAGUUUAGAGAAACCAGCUACCAAUGGCUGGGGAGGAUCAAUAGCAUCAGUAAGUUUAGAGAAACGUGCUACCAAUGGUUGGGGAGGAUCAACCCCAACUGUGGGUUUCUGGAGAGGAACAGCAUCGUCAGAAGGUUCAAGAAAAUCACUCUUCACGAAGAGGAAGUGGUCUGAUGAGAACAUGGGAGAAACAUCCACUGGAAAGUUGGGCACAGCUCCAACGAAUGGCUGGACAGGAGGUAAGCAGCCUACACAAUUUAAGCCAAUGAAAAGGUCGAAACAUUAUAAUGGUAAUUGGGGAGGCAAAAAUGCGGGAGGAUGGGAAAUGGCUUCGCCGCAACCUGCUGAUAAUGAUGUGGGUUGGGGUAAAUGGGGUGGAACAUAGAUUCAGUGCUCCCAAGAAAGUUGCUUUUGUCAUUAGAAUUCGCGGAAUCAGCUUUUCUUCUGCUGAGGAAGUACUUGGUAGCAUAACAGCCAAUCUUUUUGCAAGAUUUUCAUUGGCUAGUGCACAAAUUGUGUUAGACAGUCCUCUGCAGUCUUUCAUGGUUAGCAGAUCCAUGUAAGUUAAUGGUUUCUGUAUUCGGGUUUCAUUCCUUGCAGUUCUGGUUUUCAUUACUUGAAUGGCGGUCUCUCCUUUUGUUGUUAUGCAGUCAAUUUGAGUGUCAAGCACGGUAUUAGGGGAGAACUUGGGUUGUGUGUUUUGUCAAUUGCAAAAUGCAAAGGGGAAACAUUAUGUAAAUUUAAUUACAAUAAGUUUCCAUUGUAAUGUUUGGUUUUUGUCGGAAGAAUAGCUGCGGUUAGCGGUUACUAUCCU